This is a messenger RNA of Fusarium graminearum PH-1, 1425 nucleotides long. RefSeq lists its product as uncharacterized. The transcript has 3 exons. The record is from RefSeq and is a predicted model, not a curated record. Gene Ontology annotation, molecular function: hydrolase activity, acting on ester bonds. The coding region runs from base 1 to 1425 and encodes 474 amino acids. Lineage: Eukaryota; Fungi; Ascomycota; Sordariomycetes; Hypocreales; Nectriaceae.
AUGCUCUCUACAACCUCUAACGUACGCAAGCGUGCUUGUCAUUACACAAGAGAGAUCAUCGAAAUACCAAUGCCAUUAUCAGAGCAAAUCAUCUACCUCACUGAAAACUGCUCCGUCGAUAACAAACACCAACCACAGACGUCACAUGAGCAACUCAUCUCACUUUUGACUCAUCCCCUGAUUCGAUCAAUCGUCAACAUGUGUCAAUACACCCACAAUUACGAUGAGCAACCAGUGCCUGUAGUAGAUGUAGGCGACGAAUCCCCGUUCCCCUGGCAUCUGCCAAUAUGCGACGCUCACUGCCAUCCAACGGAUACCAUGGAUUCCAUACAGGAUAUCCCCUCAAUGCGCGCGGCUGCAUUGGCUAUUAUGGCAACCCGGGCACAGGACCAGGAUCUUGUCGCAGAAGUGGCCAACAAGCACUCCAACGAUAACCCCAAGCUGCUCUUCCAAGGCAACUCCGGCCAAAGCAAUACUUGGGUAGUUCCAUCUUUUGGCUGGCACCCCUGGUUUUCACAUCUCCUCUAUGACGACUCGGCCGAUGCUCCGACAUAUCGGCCCACCUCCGGCUCCGAGACCGACAACGCUGCCAAGCAGGCCCACUACAACGCCGUUCUCCAGCCGGAACCUUCAUCGGACUUUGUCGCCUCUCUGCCAACCCCAAUCGCUGUAAGCACGUUUCUAGAGGAAACUGAAUCCCGUCUAUCUGCCAAUCCCUAUGCCUUGGUCGGCGAAAUUGGCGUUGACAAGGCCUUCCGUCUUCCUGAACCAUGGAACCCCUCUGAGCAAGCUGAACGAGAUUCGACUUUGACUCCUGGAGGUCGCGAAGGUCGGCAUCUCAGUCCUCAUCGGGUAAGAAUAGAGCAUCAGCGUGCCAUUCUCGCUGCACAGCUCCGUCUUGCUGGCAAGACUCGCCGAGCUGUUAGCGUACACGGUGUGCAAGCUCAUGGAGUGCUCCAUGACACUCUUGUCGACACAUGGAAGGGUCAUGAGCGCGAAGUGAUAACACGUCGAAAACGGCGUCUUGUUGCCAAGGGGGCUGAGGACUUUUCGGAUGAGGAAGAUGACGAUGACAGCGAGAAGCCAUAUCCUCCACGGAUAUGUCUGCACUCAUUCAGUGCUAGUGUUGAAGUGUUGAAGCAGUACCUCAGCCCAACAAUCCCAGCUCGCAUUUUUGUCUCACUGUCGGUGGCUGUCAACCUUAGCACGGAUGCCAGUUGCACCAAGACUGACGAGGUGCUCCGCGCUCUGCCCGAUGACAGCGUGCUUAUAGAAAGCGAUCUUCACAUAGUAGGUGAGCACAUGGAAAAGGCACUAGAAGACAUGUACCGACAUGUUUGCGAAGUUAAAGGUUGGGAGCUCGAGGAAGGUGUCAAGAAGAUAGCCAUGAAUUACGAGGAGUUCAUCUUUGGACGACGAGAGUAG